This is a messenger RNA of Gadus macrocephalus (Pacific cod), 1277 nucleotides long. It is a transcript of the gene cfl1l, whose product is annotated as cofilin 1 (non-muscle), like. Gene Ontology annotation, molecular function: actin filament binding. Bases 331 to 822 code for a protein of 163 amino acids. The transcript has 4 exons. Gene Ontology annotation, biological process: cell motility; actin filament fragmentation; actin filament severing. The record is from RefSeq and is a predicted model, not a curated record. Gene Ontology annotation, cellular component: actin cortical patch; actin cytoskeleton; cytoplasm. NCBI's taxonomy places the organism in Eukaryota, Metazoa, Chordata, Actinopteri, Gadiformes, Gadidae.
CCUGGUUCCUACACACCUGCUGAGUUGCUGAACCGGAAGCUCCUACUUAAUUAAUUCUAAGAUUUAAACAGUUGCGGGCUGGAAACGCUAAUAAAUACGCACCGUGACACAAAAGUGCCAAACCAUGACCCCCUCCAGAGUCAUUGUUCGAUAGGAUCAUUGUCUACACGUAGCCUAAGUCAGCCGGUCGGAGCUCACCUGAGGGCGGGAGGUUAAGGUGUGCGCAGUUUGCUUGCCUCCACCCAUUCGGAUCUGCGCCUCUUCUUCUACCAGACCUCUGUCGCUGCGGACUACAUCUCUUGUCUUUGCCCUACUCACACACACGUUGAAAUGACAUCAGGAGUCCGGGUCAGUGAUGAGGCAAAGAAUUGCAUCGAAAGCAUCAAAAUCCGCCUCACCAAGGAGGAUCCCAGGGACCGGUUCAAGGCCUUGUUUUUCACGAUCAACGAAGGUGAGAUCGGUGUGGACUCCACACUCCAGAUAAAAGACGUCGAUGGCGAGGACCAAGACGCCUACAAGGUGCUGAAAGUGAAGCUGCAGGAGUACCCGGCUUGCUAUGUUGUCUACGACUGCUGCUAUGAAACCAAAGAAACUGAGAAAAACGAAUUGAUUUUCAUCAUGUGGAUCCCUGAUCAUUCCAAGAUUAAAAUUAAGAUGUUGUAUGCCAGUUCUAAAGACUCCAUCAAACAGGCACUCGCAGCUUGCGGGAUCAAACACGACUGGCAGAUAAACGACACCUCAGACCUCUUAGACCAGUCUGCAUUUCUGAGCAAGAUUGGAAAGGGAAUUAUCAAGCUGGAGGGGAAGGAUGUAAAAGACUAGUAGCACCAUUGGCCAGAGCUAUCCAUGUUUGCUGUUUUGAUGUAGAUCAAAUAAAAAAUGUGUUUGACAUGACAAUUGAGAUUAAACACAAGUGUUAAAAAAACAGACAGAAUUAAAUGAAUUGCCGGGAGUGGGUCCAUCGAUUACUCAAUCUGCAAUUCUGUAUUCUUUACCGCUUAGUAAAGGUGCCAUGAAUAAUGUUCUUGGUUAAAAAUGUUCAUUCUUCAAAUGUAGACCUCAGUUCGAGCUAUAGUGAUGCAGUAUCCUUGUUGACCGGUUUGUUAAUUUUCAUUUCAUGCUCAAGGAUGAACAUGCCUCUAGUUUCAAAUGCACACCAAGCUCUUUCCAAAAGGGAAGGUGCCCUAAUUAAAAAUGAAGCACCUUUCUCUCAAUGCCAGCUGUUGUGAUGUUGGAAGCUCACACUUAGGUGGGGAAUAAAGUUUUUAAGAAUUUCA